This is a messenger RNA of Danio rerio (zebrafish), 1769 nucleotides long. Gene Ontology annotation, molecular function: identical protein binding. The record is from RefSeq and is marked validated. Lineage: Eukaryota; Metazoa; Chordata; Actinopteri; Cypriniformes; Danionidae. Gene Ontology annotation, cellular component: nucleus.
AUAAGGAUGCGCCGCGCUCCUGCAUCUGUUGUGAUUCGGCUGUAGUUUUAAGCACUGUACGCGUUUUAAUCGAUACAAUUCGUUCAAUCACUCUUAUGUGCUUUAUAAACGACGCGACGGGGUUUUUUUCUUCCUUUGUCUGUAACGCUGGAAUGCUUUAUCCAAGUUCAACACACGUUAUUCUGUGUGAGGAAAACCACAUCCAUACGAAUAACAGUAAACGAGCGGCCUAUUUCGCGAGUCAGUCUGACAUAAACACGAGUUUGUCAGUGAUGAGCAGUAAUGGAGAAUAAAAGCGUCCAGAAAAGCCGAAUUAAAUGAAUAAAAUGCUUCAGAGAAUGAGGACUUGUUUUGAAGCGCGCUGGCGACACCUGCUGGUCACAACAGCAGAGACAAACGAGGACAGAGGACAACUUUUACAAACUUAAGUUACCUCACAUGCUUGAUGAAAAAGACCUCAUGAAAGGCCGGUGACAUCCACAGUUUACUAAAGCGAUGGCGUUUAUUAAAGAGGAGUGUGAGGAUAUCAAGACUGAAGAUGUAUUCAUAGUCAAAAUGGAGGAUGCAGAGGAACACACAGACCCGUUGCCGGUGAAAGAGGAGAGUCAAGAACUGGAUGAAGUGGAAGAGAAAGGUCCUUUUGAGAAUUAUCAACAUUUCGUAACUGGAGGACAAUCAUUUCAUCGUGCACGGACUGACAGAACUUCCUCGCAAGAAAAAGUGCAAGAGAUCGACCCUAUAAGCUACUUCAUCUGCUUUCAGUGUGGGAAAGGUUUCACUCAGAAGGGAAGCCUCAACAGACACAUGAGAACUCACACCGGAGAGAAGCCUUACUCCUGUCCUCUGUGCGGAAAGAGCUUUAACCAGCACGGAAACCUUGAAGUGCACAUGGGCGUCCACAGCGGAGAGACCCCUUUCGCCUGCCAACAGUGUGGGAAAAGUUUCAGCCGAAAAGGAAAUCUUAGGUAUCACAUGAGAGUUCACACCGGGGAGUGUCCGUUCACUUGCCAACAGUGCGGAAUAAGCUUCACUGCGAAAGGAAGUCUUACCAGACACAUGAGAAUUCACACCGGAGAGAGACCAUACACGUGCUCCGAGUGUGGAGAGAGCUUUGAACAACACGGAAGCCUUAAGGUCCACAUGAGAACUCACACCGGAGAGAAGCCUUACACAUGCCAGCAGUGUGGAAAGAGCUUCGAUCAGCACGGCAACCUUAAAGUCCACCUGAGAAUUCACACGGGAGAGAAACCGUACGAGUGUCCUCAGUGUGCGAAGACUUUCGAUCAACACGGAAACCUCAGUGCACAUGAGAAUUCACUCCGGGGAAAAGCCGUAUACGUGUCCCCAGUGUGGGAACAGCUUUACUCAGAAAGGACACCUUGAAGUUCACAUGAGGAUUCACACCGGAGAGAAGCCUUUCACCUGCCAACAGUGCGGGAAGUGUUUUAACCGCAAAGGAAUCCUUAGUAAGCAUGAGAGAACUCACACCGCACGCUCUUCCGGUGGAAAUGUGGAGAUGAAUAUGUAAACGUCUGCAGUGCAUAUUCCUCUCGGUGAGAUGUAACUUUUGUAAAAAUAUGCUCAUAGAAAUAGUAAGCAUGCUCAUGGAAAUGGGCCGCUCUGCUCAGCCCAAAUGAACUCCCGGAUAAUCUUCACAGGCCGGUGGUAGGUACACACAGUUUUUCAGUUUCAUUUCACUUUAACAAGAUGUUUGAAAACUUGAAGUGGCUUCGUUGUGGAAAGAGUUUAGCAAUUAAAAAUGUCCACUC